GUUUGGAGCUCGGACUUUCCAGACCCUUCUAUUAUUUUCUUCUUUCUCGCUUUUUAACUCUCGUUUCUCAUUCGUUUCUCUCACAUUCACGAUCGAAUCCUCUCCACGUUUAAUUAAAAUUCACUGACUAACCCACUUCAAUGGCGAAGUACGGUGAGGGAGACAAGCGUUGGAUCGUUGAAGACAGACCAGACGGCGCCAAUGUCCACAACUGGCACUGGGCAGAAACGGAUUGCUUAGAAUGGUCGAGAAAUUUCUUCAACCAGCACUUAACAAAUAUCACCGUAUUGAAUGGCGAAGGAAAUCUUUUUAUCAAGAUCAAGAAGCUUGAAAAGCUGGAGGGUGAAGCUUAUGUUAAUGUCCGGAAGGGGAAAAUUAUCCCGGGAUAUGAAUUGAAUGUUACCCUUUUGUGGGAGGGCGAAGCAAGGGAUUCUGAAGGUGGGGUUUUGUUGAAAGCUGAAGGCUCUGUGGAGAUCCCUUAUAUCUCGGAUGAGAAUGCUGACGAAAACCCUGAAAUUAGGGUUAUAGUGAAGGAUGAGGGGCCAAUCGGGAAGAGAUUGAAAGAUGCUAUGUGGGAGAAAGGGAAAAUUUUGAUCUUUGAGAAGGUGAGAGGUUACGUCGAGAGUAUGGCUAAAGGGGGGCCGUGUAAGGAGGAGUUAGAGACAAAGAAAGUGGCCGCGAAGCCCGAGAAGAAAGUGGAAGCUGGAGGGAGUGUGGUGGUGGAGAAGAAGGAGGUUGCUAAGAAAGAAGUGAAGAAAGAUGAGAAGAGAAAAGAAGGGUUUAAGACGAUAACUAUGACCGAGAAAUUUAGUUGUAGAGCUAGGGAUUUGUAUGAGAUAAUGAUGGAUGAGAAUAGGUGGAAGGGGUUUACAAUGAGUAAUGCUAAAAUAAGUAAGGAGGUUGGUGGAGAGUUUAGUAUUUUUGAUGGGUCGGUUACAGGGAAGAAUAUCGAGUUGCAAGAGGGGAAAUUGAUUGUGCAAAAAUGGAGGUUUGGAAGUUGGCCUGAUGGGAUAGAUUCGACGGUGAGACUCACUUUUGAGGAGCCUGAACCAGGGGUAACCAUUGUGAAGUUGAAGCAUGUUGAUGUUCCUCAAGAAGAUAGAUAUGGGAAUUCAACAGUUGUGGAAAACACUGAGAGAGGAUGGCGGGAUCUUAUAUUCCACAAAAUACGAGCAGUGUUUGGUUUUGGAAUAUGAUUCUUUUUCUUUUCUGUUCCAAGUGAAGUCACAGAGUCAUUUUAAAAGCGUAGAAUCUUGUUGAUCAACUUUGUUUGAGUCAAGAACUGUUAUAAGCUAUUGAUUACAAAAAUUAUAAAAACAAUGUGAAUCUUGUGGUCUUAUUUCAUUUGCUUUUUAUGUUAGACUCAAUCUUGUCUGUCUGAUGUUUCUAAUAACUAAAAUUUCAAAGAAUGAUGAGGGAAAUAUGUCAUAUCUUUAUGAUUUUAA
Mangifera indica (mango) is the source of this 1445-nucleotide messenger RNA. RefSeq names its product activator of 90 kDa heat shock protein ATPase homolog 1-like. Gene Ontology annotation, biological process: protein folding; positive regulation of ATP-dependent activity. The record is from RefSeq and is a predicted model, not a curated record. Gene Ontology annotation, molecular function: ATPase activator activity; protein-folding chaperone binding. NCBI's taxonomy places the organism in Eukaryota, Viridiplantae, Streptophyta, Magnoliopsida, Sapindales, Anacardiaceae. The coding region runs from base 141 to 1196 and encodes 351 amino acids. The transcript is spliced from 3 exons. Gene Ontology annotation, cellular component: cytosol.